GUGUAUCUCUGUGCUGUGGCUGUUUACACUCGGUUCCCAUACCAUUUGAACAAUUGUGAAGUUGUGUUUACUAUACCCAGUUCGCCUUCGCUGCUGUUCUUCACCGAAUAGUGUUGCUGUGUAUUGCGAUCGUGGUUCCCCUAUAUCUACCUAUACUUUGUUGUUGUGUCGGUGUGUGAUCGUGUUAUGUGCUGAUUUGCCUUAAAUUUGGAUCGAUUUACCGCUCAUUUUUGAACACAUCAGAUUCAAAGGCCGAAAAAUGAAGCUUAUAAGGAGUACGUGCUGCGGAUGCAGCGUCAAAACCGGAGCUCUCGUCAUUUCUUAUAUUACUUUGAUCCAAGCAGUCGUACCAAUCUUGAACAUAUUGAGCAAUACUGUUCCGGAUAUGAGCUCCGACAAGAAAUUAUCGAACGAGUACAAACGUGAUUUAAUGUGGCUGAGCGUAGUCACCGUUGUGGUGGUAGCCCAUGCAUUAUACGGUAUUUACAAAAAAAAACCCAAAUACAUGGUACCGUUCAUGCUUUACAAAUUGAUCCUCAUAUUCAUCUUCACCAUGAUCUUGGGAUUCGCUCCAGCCAUGGUGGACGAAAUUAAGAAACACUUCGAACAUAUCCGAGAUGAUAACGUUCUGCCUUGUAUUAUUCUCACGUCGUUAUUCUUUUUAGCUGUCGAAGCGUAUUUCUUACUCAUCUUAUUCAGUCAUUACCAAAACGUUCGCCACGAAGCUAUGGAAGCUGAAAAUUCUCGACCUACCUCGUUCUCAGCUACGAUACCCGAACCUGUAACGCCUCCAAUUCCAUCUUAUACCAGCGAAACAUCCAAAAAAAUGGCUCCUCCACCAUACGCUGUCUAAAAAAAAACUUACAACCAGAAGAAUUUUUCCUCCUCAAAACUCUAGAAAAGUUACAUUUUAAGUGCCAUACUAGUUGUUAAAAAUGCAUUUCCUCCCAACUUGAAAACAAUGAAAGAGUACGAAAUAUAUACCAAUAAUCUACCAUCGAUAUAAAUUAUUUUAUUAUCGCAGUAUUUUGGCAGUUCACCGAGCUACAGUGUUUUUACACCUGCAUAUAGUAACCUAACAUCUUUAAAAUUCAAUUUUUCCAACCAACGAGGCGCAUACAUAUAAAAAAGCAACGAAGUGUUAUGGCUUUUCGAUGCAUUACUUUUUAUUAUUAUAUGAAAUUUCACCUAUAUCCUCGAAAAAACCUAACUUUACUGUUUUAUUUUUAAACAAAAUGGUGUAGAAAUUUAUUAUAUAUUAUAGUUCUCGUGUAAAGUUAUCCUACGAGAAAGCAGAUGUUUAUUGUACUUUCAAUAUAAGUACAAGAAGAGUAUUUGACUACACAAUAUUUCGCUAGUCGAAUGUAUAAAUAAAAUUAUAAGUUAUUAUUUUUAUCAGAUACCCUCUUUCUGUUAUUUUAUAUUAUAUGAGCUUUAGUGGUACGUAUUUUUUAAGUAUUUAAAUCGCACAAUGUAUUACUUUAUACAUUUUUUUUUUUUUUUUUUGUAUUUUAUCGAUGAUUUAUGUGUAUUUAUUCGAAGAUACACCAUUAUAUAUGUAAUGUUUUUUGCGGUAUACUUACCUACCUUAUAUUUUAUCAUUUACUAUUCCAAAGUCGCGUACCUAUUGUAUGGUAUUUUACAUUUAUUGUGUAUUUUCAAUUAAAUUAUUUUAAUUAUU
This is a messenger RNA of Planococcus citri (citrus mealybug), 1681 nucleotides long. RefSeq names its product lysosomal-associated transmembrane protein 4B-like. The record is from RefSeq and is a predicted model, not a curated record. The transcript has 5 exons. Gene Ontology annotation, cellular component: lysosomal membrane. NCBI's taxonomy places the organism in Eukaryota, Metazoa, Arthropoda, Insecta, Hemiptera, Pseudococcidae. The coding region runs from base 260 to 853 and encodes 197 amino acids.